AGUGUCUCUCACCUCUUUUCUCUCUCUCGCCAGCUUCGUGGGAGCGUCACGCCUCUUCAUGAAAGAAUCGCAGACACUUGCUCCAUCACCCGGGAAGACGACUGAAUAAUUCACGGCACAAUCUCGUCGGGAUUUUUUUUUUUUUGUUGCUUCUUUUUUCUUUUUUCCCUCCAUAUACCUUCCCGGUGGAUUUAUCCAGUUUUUUUUUUUUUUGUUUUUUUUUUUUGGUGUGAAGAAGCUGCGCACGCAUCUCCAAUAUCAUCUGUUGCUCACCGGCAGGAGAAGGAGGAGGAACCCGGAAUCCGGCGAUGAAGACGCGGAUAAGGAGAGGAUAAAAUAUGGACAAAAAGGUGCUUUUACUUUUAUUGCUGCUGCUGUCCUUACACGCCACGAUGCUCCGACUUCAAGUUGAAUAAUACUACCGAGUCGCCCCGAGAAGACACGCACCGUGGAUGUAUCCCCCGCCCCAGCUGUGAUCUCACUUCCCGCUCAAAUGUUGAUGAUGGAGGACGACGAGCUGGACGCUCAUCAGGUUGAUCCGGAUUUCGAGCCGCAAAGCCGGCCUCGCUCCUGCACCUGGCCGGACUUCCCCUCCGCCGCCGCGCAUGAGGCGAGCGGCGGGGGGCUGCCGCUCGCCGGCAUCAAGGUGGAGCCGGAGGACGUGCCGGCGUGCCGCGCCGCGCUCACCGGCGAGCUCAAGCACCCGGCCGGCGCCCCGGCGCCCACCCCGCACCCCUGCCUCGACGUCAGCGGACCGCUGCGCAAAGCCAAGUCGUCGCGGCGGAACGCGUGGGGGAACCAGUCCUACGCGGACCUCAUCACCCGCGCCAUCGAGAGCACGCCGGAGAAGCGGCUGACGCUGUCGCAGAUCUACGACUGGAUGGUCCGCUACGUGCCCUAUUUCAAGGAUAAAGGCGACAGCAACAGCUCGGCCGGAUGGAAGAAUUCCAUCCGACAUAACCUCUCCCUCCACACGCGCUUCAUCCGUGUUCAAAAUGAGGGCACUGGAAAGAGCUCCUGGUGGAUGCUUAACCCUGACGGAGGGAAGAUGGGCAAGGCCCCGCGGCGGCGAGCCGUUUCCAUGGACAACAACACCAAGUAUCUUAAGAGCAAAGGUCGCAUUCGGGGCAAAAGGGUCGGACGCCCUGGAAUUGGAGCGGCGUCUGCCGUCGUCGGGCUUCAGGGCUCCCCUGAUCACGGCAGCCCACCGCAUAAAGGUCUCCCCGGAUCUGGAGGGGCGUCCAGGACGGAUGGGGAGUUCGACGCCUGGACAGAUCUCCACUCCAGGGCAAGCUCGUCGGCCUCAACUCUGAGCGGCCGCUUGUCGCCCAUCCUUGCUGAGGGGGAACCGGAGGAACCGGAGGAGGGAGACCUGUCCUGUUCCACCUCCCCACACCUCUACCCCUCCCCGACCGCCUGCUCUCCGUCCAUGGGGACGGGCAACCGCUGUCCUCCCCUUGAGCAAUUGCCUCAGCUGGCCAACCUGACAGGUGCCAUCUGUCUUGAUGAGCAGCUGAUGGAGGACGGCUAUCAUCACCAUCAUUCACAGCAGCAGCAACACCAACAGCAUCCCUCUGUUGGCAGACAUAAGCACCAGACCUCAGUCUACCACUACAGCUCUGGAGUGAAGGGCCAGGGUUCUUAUGGAGCAGGGGGGUAUGGUGCGACGGGCAUGGGCAUGAUGCGCCACCACUCACCCAUGCAAACCAUCCAGGAGAACAAGCCAGCCAGGUUUUCGGGAACAAUGCGGACAUACUCCAGCAGCAACGCUCUGCAGAGUCUGCUAACGGGGGUUUCAGCCGGGCAGCCGUACUGCUCCAAGGACAUGAUGCUGGUCCCCAAAAGAGAAGGCCAUCACAUGAUGGCUUGUAACGGCUCCAACCCUCACGGCCACCUUGCCGGUCACCACAAUGGACAUCAGAGUCACAACAGAACUCACAGCCAUACUCCGUCACACAAUCACAACUCAUCUCACAGCCUCAGUCACAACAGCGUCAGUCAUAACCACACCCCGCCCCGAGUGCUGCCCCUCAAUCCAUGCGGCAACCAGCUGCAGACUUACAAUCACAAAUCGCCCUACCUUUACAGUCCACCGUCGCACGCCCACCUCCCGGCGUCAACCACCCUGCCCCCGAACCCAGCGGGGAUGCUCGGCAUGCCCCAGGACUCUUGCCAUUUGGCCACCGCCCCUCAUCCACACCCUCGCCACAACCAUUACCCUGAGCCGCAACACCAAGCCAUGGCUAACGGACCCUUCCACCUGGGCCAGGGCAUGGGGGGCAGUAACGGCAAUGGGAGUUACCACCACGGCUACCACCAACCCCACCCGCACGAGAGACUACCCGCCGAUCUGGACAUCGACAUGUUCCAGGGCAGCCUGGACUGCGACGUAGAGUCCAUCCUCCUCCACGACAUCAUGGACUCUGGGGAGGAGAUGGACUUCAACUUUGACUGCUCCCUCGCUCAGGGGGUGGGACUCGGAAUGGGAAUGGGGAUGGGUGUGACCAUGGGCAUGGGGAUGGGAAUGAGCGGACUCGCCGGUCCACAGCAAACCCACAGCAACCAGAGCUGGGUCCCUGGCUGAAAUGCGGUAGGACCCACAAAAUGAAGCACUGUGUUCAACUGUGACAUUCCUUACUUGACACAGAGACUAUAGGACCAUGUCUUUCUUUGUUGUCUGUCACCACUUCCUCCUUUUUUUGGCCCCUCCUCUCCCUGUGAGAUCUAGCUCAUGUCCCGUUAAGUAUUUCCUCAUAUCAGCUCUACUGUGAUGACAAUCUCUCAGCAUCAUUGCUUCUCAUCUGCCAUGAGAGCUGAACUCUCAGUGCACUUUAUUGCAAGUGGGUCUUUAUCCGGCAGAACCGUUGGCGGGGCGGGGGUGUGGGCUGCAACACUUUGGGCACGAACAAACGCAGUCGGAAUCUAAAAACUCCGUUUCCAUAUGAGUUGGGAAAUUGUGUUAGAUGUAAAUAUGAACGGAAUACAAUGAUAAUUUUCAACCCAUAUUCAGUUGAAUAUGUGCAAAUAAUCAUUAACUUUAGAAUUUGAUGGCAGCAACACGUGACAAAGAAGUUGGGAAAGGUGGCAAAAAAUACUGAUAAAGUUGAGGAAUGCUCAUCAAACACUUAUUUGGAACAUCCCACAGGUGAGCAGGCUAAUUGGGAACAGGUGGGUGCCAUGAUUGGGUAUAAAAGUAGAUUCCAUGAAAUGCUCAGUCAUUCACAAACAAGGAUGGGGGCGAGUGUCACCACUUUGUCAACAAAUGCGUG
Nerophis lumbriciformis (worm pipefish) is the source of this 3269-nucleotide messenger RNA. Its product is annotated as forkhead box protein O6-like. The record is from RefSeq and is a predicted model, not a curated record. Gene Ontology annotation, molecular function: RNA polymerase II cis-regulatory region sequence-specific DNA binding; DNA-binding transcription factor activity, RNA polymerase II-specific. NCBI's taxonomy places the organism in Eukaryota, Metazoa, Chordata, Actinopteri, Syngnathiformes, Syngnathidae. Gene Ontology annotation, biological process: regulation of transcription by RNA polymerase II. Gene Ontology annotation, cellular component: nucleus.